GUGCCCGCAAAUAAAGGCUGGCCGAUAAGGUGUCUUGGCCGCAGUAGACUCUCAGCUCACGUGGGAGACAUAACUGAGGGUGCCAGAGGGGCGGAGUGUGUUGCCAGGAUGGAUAAAAAGACACUGACGAAGCAGGAGACGCUAGCGCUCAGGCGAAAGCACAUAGGGCCCUCGUGCAAGCUGUUCUUCCGGAGCGACCCCCUCAAGAUCGUAAGGGCCUCAGGAUGCUACAUGUACGACGAGGAGGACAACCGAUACCUCGACUGCAUCAACAACGUCUGCCACGUCGGCCAUUGUCACCCCCACGUGGUCUCGGCAGCAACUCGGCAAAUGGCCAUCCUCAACACAAACAGCCGAUUCCUGCACGAUAACCUGGUCCUCUAUGCAGAAAGGCUCACGUCGCUCUUCCCCCCAAAGCUGAGCGUGUGUUUCUUCGUCAAUUCCGGCAGCGAGGCGAACGACCUGGCCCUCCGCAUGGCCCGCACCUACACCAGACACCGAGACGUCAUUACCCUGGAUCAUGCUUACCACGGUCAUGUCACAUCCUUGAUCGACAUCUCGCCAUACAAGUUUAAUCACCCCGGUGGUGACGGGAAACCUGACUGGGUCCAUGUUGCGCCCGUAGCUGACACGUACAGAGGAAUGUACACAGACAAAGACUUUACUAUCGAGGAAUUGUCCGAGAAGUAUGCGCACGAGGUGAAGAAGCUGUGUCAUAAAGCCAACGAGGAGGGAGGUGGCGUGUGUGUCUUCUUCGCCGAGUCAAUGCAAUCUUGUGGGGGACAGAUCGUCUACCCGCCGGGAUACCUCCGCCAAGUCUACAGACACAUUCGAGAGGCCGGCGGUGUUUGUCUGGCCGAUGAAGUCCAGGUCGGGUUUGGCCGUGCCGGCUCGCACAUGUGGGCCUUCCAGACGCAGGGAGAUGACGUAGUGCCGGACAUUGUGACUCUGGGAAAGCCGAUGGGCAAUGGUCACCCUGUGUCUGCAGUCAUCACCACAAGGGAAAUUGCUGAUAGUUUUGGGUCGACGGGAAUGGAAUACUUCAACACCUUUGGCGGCAACCCCGUGUCCGCGGCCGUGGCAAACGCAGUCCUCGACGUUAUAGAGGAUGAAAAGCUGUUGGAAAAUGCCUCCACAGUCGGCAACUUCCUUCUGCAGGAAUUCAGAAAGCUACAGAAAAAGUAUCAACUGAUUGGUGACGUGAGAGGUCAGGGGAUGUUUCUAGGCUUGGAUUUGGUGAAGAACAGAGAAACGAGGGAGCCAGCCACUGCUGAGGCUGCCUUCAUCAACAAAAGGCUAAAGGAGAGACACGUGUUGCUGAGUGCGGACGGCCCCCACAGGAAUGUCCUCAAGUUUAAGUCGCCUCUCGUCUUCAGUGUGGAAGAUGCCAUGGAGUUAGUCAGUAAAUUAGAUGCAAUAAUGGACGAAAUGGAGCAAGUUGAGCACGCCAUGAACGGAGUGAUAGAGAAGGCAAGCGUUCUGGGCACAGACGCACCAAGCUCAAAGGCGCAGCACAUGGGUAACAGUGAGAUCCAAGUUAAAGUGUGAAGGCACGUGAAGCUGGUGUCUGUGCGGAGGAAUAGAUGUCGUGUUGUUGCCGCUGCUCAACGGGUGAAGUUCUGAUGCUGUUAUAGGCAUGCCAGGAAUGUCCAUGUACAGAAAAACCUUUAUGGCUCGACACGAUGGGGGCUCCCGCCUUGCCGAGUAAUAGAAUGCUGAGUGAUAAGUUUUACUGUUGCUAAAUGUGUUUAAGGCUUUGUUUAAUAAAAAAUAUAUAUAUCCUUAGACACAAAAGAUUAGACAAGAGUAUACUACUGAUUAUAUAUUUCUUUGAGCCAAUAUAGCAAUCAUAUAUUUUAGAUACAAUCUUAUUUUAAGAAUGUACAUUGAUAUUUUAUUAUGCAUUAGAUAAGAGGUGUUGGAAAUCUGCUUAUGACAAGACUCUGUUAAACUCUAUUAUUGCAGUUUAGCUAAAUCUUGGACUGUUGAUGAACACUGAAUUAUUUUGUCACCAUAAACAAACUGCCUAAGCCAUUUUGUUUUCACUUUUUGGGAAAUUUAAAGUGACUGCCUCCUCCUCCUCUUCCUACUUUCACCAUGCAAUCACUUUGUAACCAUAAAUUCCCUUCUCUCUCUCUCUCUCUCUCUCUCUCUCUCUCUCUCUCUCUCUCUCUCUCUCUCUCUCACCCUUCCAUUUCUCUCAAUUUGUCCCUUCCUUUAUUCCUCCUUUUAUUGCUUCUCUUUUUUUUCUUUUCUUUUCUUUCCUCAUUCUCCUUUCUUUUCCUUUUUAUUUAUUAUUUUUGUGACUUGUUUACCUCAUUCUCUAAGUUGACUUGUGACAUAAGCGGAAAAGUUAAGGCAAUUAUAGAGCACUCGCAGCCUAGCAUGACAGGCAACUCUACCAAUAAUAACAAAAAUAAAAAGUGCACUGCCUUCCACAUGAUGAAAAACUGAAAGCCGAAAAUCUGCUACUCCCUUUUAAAUGACCUUGGCAGUUUGUUUAUGAGGGCGACGAUUUUAUGUUAUUUUGGUGUAUAAAAGAAAUGCGUCCACUGAUGAAAGCAACUCGUCCUCAAUCAUCUAUGUAAUACGAAUGGUGCAGAGACAGAGCAGCUACUAGUGUCGCUAAGGGAGUCUUGAUAACUGUAUAGCUGUGUAUCGACUAUCAAUUAGUAUAACAAAUCUGGGGAACCUAGUUAAAUAAUGUCUGGGGAAGGGCAUAAGAGAUAAGGUCGGUAUUUUCAGAUGCUUCCGCCUCUCAUAUCAACUACUUCCAUAGGCCAAAAAGGAGAUUAAUCAGAUUCUAAUGAGGGUUUCUAAAGGUUUAUGGUACAGAGGAAGGCUCAAACUACAGUCCCCCAGGGUCAUAAAACUAGUACCUCUAAAAAUACCCAGGACUCCUACGAAAGCCUUGUCAAAUAUGUAAGCUUGGGUGCUGAAAUAUUUAAGAAUAUGACCCUAAGCAUGUUUGGGUGCAUCUGCCCCUAGAGAACACAGCUUGUGAGACAGGGAACAAGCACUCGCACAAAUACAAGCCAUCAGGGGGAGCUUGUAAGAGUAUGGGAAGAAACACUGAAGUACUAAAUGGCUGUCCAGAAUCAUAGAAUUUUAUAGAGACCAGAAUGAAGAACUGAACUGUGAAUACUAAAUGGCUGUAAAGAAUUGUAGUAUAUUUUAUAAAGCACAGGAAGAAAAACUGAACUGUGAGUACUAAAUGGCUGUAAAGAAUCCUAGUAUGUAUGCUAUGUUAAAUAAACUAGAUGAGACUGAAA
Eriocheir sinensis (Chinese mitten crab) is the source of this 3272-nucleotide messenger RNA. RefSeq names its product 5-phosphohydroxy-L-lysine phospho-lyase-like. The record is from RefSeq and is a predicted model, not a curated record. NCBI's taxonomy places the organism in Eukaryota, Metazoa, Arthropoda, Malacostraca, Decapoda, Varunidae. The coding region runs from base 109 to 1548 and encodes 479 amino acids. Gene Ontology annotation, cellular component: mitochondrion. Gene Ontology annotation, molecular function: pyridoxal phosphate binding; transaminase activity. The transcript is spliced from 12 exons.